Molecule: messenger RNA, 6069 nt
Organism: Coturnix japonica (Japanese quail)
Lineage: Eukaryota; Metazoa; Chordata; Aves; Galliformes; Phasianidae
Gene: NLGN1
Product: neuroligin 1
Cellular component (GO): membrane
Molecular function (GO): neurexin family protein binding
Source: RefSeq, a predicted model, not a curated record
UACCAUUUUUCAUCCAGCAGCAAUUUGGAGUGGAAACGUGUAAUAGGGGGAAAAAAAGCAGGGUUCUCGGCGGUAUCGGCGAGCCGUGCAGCCAGGAGCCAAAAAAGAUUAGCGGGCCCCCCCCGCAGCCACGCUCAUCCCCGCUUACACACACACACACACACACACACACGCACAUCUUCGCGGCACCGCGCGGCUCCGCGCUCACCCGCCGGACAUCGAGCGAAAGGGAUUCGUCUGGAGGGCAAUUUCGGAUCGGGGGAGAUCUAUUGGAUUAGGAGGAUUAUCUGCCUGCAGACGGAGAGAAGUAGCGUUUGAUCAUUUCUAUUGCUUGCCUGAUGGUCGGAUUUAAAUGGAGGUGGCUCGGCACGGAUGAGGCUGAAUUCCGGAUGGGGAUUUCCAGCCCCCCCUCCCCUCGCUCCGAUCCGAAGAAAGGGGAGAAAAAUAGCUCACAAUCGAUAUAAUUCGGAAGCGUCCGGGGCACGAUUGGGAAACCUCCAGCUCCCGGCGGCUCGGAGAGAGCCGGAGGAGGAGAAUCCGAUGAAUUACAGUUUCAGCGGGGAUUGCAGAAAAGCGGCCGCGAACUGGAUAUAGACCUGCGGCUAACUGGAUUUGAUUUAUAAGAGGGGAUUCUGCAGUAAAUGGCCGCUCUCUUCAUAUUGCUGCUAUGGAAAACAGAAUUGUCAAUAGGAUGUAGUCUGAUAAAUAGUGCUGAGUGAAGAUGCAGCUUCAAUAAGUGUGAAAUCAAUGGAAGAUACUUACCGCAUGAAAAGCCUUUUGAGAUUUUUCUGACAGGCUCCUAUUUAGGAAACUUGAUCUGUUUCCUUUGGUCGCCCUCUUUUUACACCAGUGGAUACAAAUAAGAUUGCUUCACUGUAGUCACACAACUAAUGUGGGACCAUGGCCUUUCCAAGAUCCAUGUGGCUGAACUGUGUAUGGAGAGCGCUGAUAGCCCGCCUGCUACACAUGGGAUUGAAUGCCACUUUUGCUUUCUCUAUACUUGGAUUUUUGCUUCACGCUGCAGCUGUGUCCUCCCAAAAAUUGGAUGAUACCAACCCAGUGGUGACCACCAACUUUGGCAAGAUAAGAGGGAUUAAGAAGGAACUAAAUAAUGAAAUUUUGGGGCCUGUUAUUCAGUUUCUCGGGGUUCCGUAUGCUGCCCCUCCAACAGGGGAGCGCCGCUUUCAACCUCCUGAGCCUCCGUCUCCCUGGGCAGAUAUCAAAAAUACCACUCAGUUUGCUCCAGUGUGUCCCCAGAACAUUAUAGAAGGCAGGUUGCCUGAAGUCAUGCUUCCCGUGUGGUUUACUAAUAACUUGGAUGUAGUUUCCACCUAUGUACAAGAUCAGAAUGAAGACUGCCUGUAUUUGAAUAUCUAUGUCCCAACCGAGGAUGUCAAAAGAAUAUCCAAGGAAUGUGCCAGAAAACCCGGCAAGAAAAUUUGUAGAAAAGGAGGUCCCCUUACAAAGAAACAGACAGAUGAUUUAGGUGAUAAUGACGGUGCUGAAGAUGAAGACAUUCGGGACAGUGGGGGACCUAAGCCUGUGAUGGUGUAUAUUCAUGGAGGGUCCUACAUGGAAGGCACUGGAAAUUUAUAUGAUGGCAGUGUUCUAGCAAGUUAUGGGAAUGUGAUAGUCAUCACGGUCAACUAUCGCCUUGGGGUACUUGGAUUUUUGAGCACUGGGGACCAAGCAGCAAAAGGAAACUAUGGCCUCCUUGAUCUAAUUCAAGCUUUGCGAUGGACUAGUGAAAAUAUUGGGUUCUUUGGUGGUGACCCAUUAAGAAUAACUGUUUUUGGAUCUGGUGCAGGCGGUUCAUGCGUCAAUCUGUUGACUUUAUCCCAUUAUUCUGAAGGUAACCGUUGGAGCAAUUCAACCAAAGGACUUUUUCAAAGAGCGAUAGCUCAAAGUGGAACAGCACUCUCCAGCUGGGCGGUUAGUUUUCAGCCUGCAAAAUACGCCAGGAUGCUGGCUACAAAAGUUGGUUGCAACAUGUCAGACACUGUAGAACUGGUAGAAUGUCUACAGAAGAAGCCUUAUAGAGAACUUGUUGACCAGGACAUUCAACCAGCUAGAUACCAUAUAGCCUUUGGACCAGUAAUUGAUGGUGAUGUGAUACCAGAUGAUCCUCAGAUAUUGAUGGAACAAGGAGAAUUCCUCAAUUACGACAUCAUGCUGGGAGUUAAUCAAGGCGAAGGGUUAAAAUUUGUUGAAAAUAUUGUGGAUAGUGAAGAUGGCAUAUCAGCCAGUGAUUUUGACUUUGCAGUUUCUAAUUUUGUUGAUAACCUGUAUGGAUACCCUGAAGGCAAAGAUAUAUUGAGGGAAACUAUUAAAUUUAUGUACACCGACUGGGCAGAUCGACACAAUCCUGAGACCAGAAGGAAAACACUACUGGCUUUGUUUACUGAUCACCAAUGGGUUGCACCAGCAGUGGCCACAGCAGAUCUUCACUCAAAUUUUGGAUCGCCUACAUAUUUCUAUGCCUUUUACCAUCAUUGCCAGACAGAUCAGGUACCUGCGUGGGCAGAUGCAGCCCAUGGAGAUGAGGUUCCUUAUGUACUGGGAAUCCCCAUGAUUGGUCCUACUGAAUUAUUUCCUUGUAAUUUCUCCAAAAAUGAUGUCAUGCUAAGUGCAGUAGUGAUGACAUACUGGACAAACUUCGCUAAAACUGGUGACCCAAAUCAACCAGUGCCACAAGAUACAAAAUUCAUCCAUACAAAACCAAACCGCUUUGAAGAAGUAGCAUGGACCAGAUAUUCUCAGAAAGACCAGCUGUAUCUUCACAUUGGAUUAAAACCACGAGUUAAAGAACAUUAUAGGGCCAAUAAAGUGAACCUUUGGUUGGAACUGGUACCUCAUCUGCACAAUCUUAACGACAUUUCACAGUAUACCUCUACCACAACUAAAGUGCCAUCAACAGAUAAUACUUUCAGACCAACAAGGAAAAAUUCAGUUUCUGUUACUUCAGCCUUUCCUACAGCCAAACAAGAUGAUCCCAAACAGCAACCAAGCCCAUUUUCAGUGGAUCAAAGGGACUAUUCAACAGAAUUGAGUGUUACUAUUGCAGUUGGUGCAUCUUUACUCUUCCUGAACAUUUUGGCCUUUGCAGCACUGUACUACAAAAAGGACAAGCGGAGACAUGAUGUUCAUAGGAGAUGUAGCCCACAACGUACUACUACCAAUGAUCUCACCCAUGCACAAGAAGAGGAGAUAAUGUCCCUCCAAAUGAAGCACACUGACUUGGAUCAUGAAUGUGAGUCCAUCCAUCCACAUGAGGUGGUUCUCAGGACCGCCUGUCCCCCAGACUACACGCUAGCUAUGAGAAGGUCUCCUGAUGAUAUUCCCCUAAUGACGCCCAACACCAUCACAAUGAUCCCCAACACUAUACCAGGGAUUCAACCCUUACACACAUUCAAUACAUUUACCGGAGGACAGAACAAUACUCUGCCCCAUCCUCAUCCCCACCCCCAUUCACACUCAACAACCAGGGUAUAGCCAGACAAGAUGAAACAAACUUUAUUUUUUGAUGGAUUACAGUAGGUGAUAUUACUGAAGAUUACUUGGCUUUCAACCUACAAGACUCUUACUAUUUAAAUAUGGAGGAAUAUUAUGUGAAUAUACAUAUCAAGAACUUUUGGGGUUUUGAGAAAAAAAGAAAAAGAAAAAAAAAAAAAGAAUUGUACAUAUAUAAAAUGAACUUAAGAAACAAAAACAAACAAACAAAAAACCACCCAACUGUUUGCAAUUGCUUGAAGCAGUUGUCCUGAAUGAUACUUUUUCGUUCACAUUCAAGUAUUAAUUUUCUGAAGAUUUGAGUUACAUAAUGGAAUUAGGCAUGUGCAACACAAACAGGAAAGAACAAAGACUGAAAAUUUUAAAAACCUAUAAAUAUGCACAAGGGACACACUAAUGGAAUGUCAGAUAAUUUUCACCAGUUUUUAUUUGGACCUGUUUUAUUGUGUAGACCAUAUUUACAUAUUUGAAUAAGUACACAAAGCACCAGUGCUGUUAAGGCCUUAGGAAGGGGCUCAUGCUGAGAUCUGCCAGUCAGACAAAGAAGUUUUACAGCCUGGCAGGUACAACAUUAUCACUUAAGUGCUGUCAGUAUAAAAGUUGUGGGAAUAAAAGAAACUGGAUAUUUUUAGCACGAUGUGCAUGAUAAUUUAUAUGCUUGGUGGCUGUGCUGCUGAUUAAGCCGUAAUUAAAAUUCUUCUCAUCCCAUUGGAGUUUUUAAUAGAAGCUUUCUCCAUCAAUUGGCACAACCUAAAGAAGUUUUUGAAAGGGGCAAAAGUAAUUACAGUGAAAUAUUUCAUAGUAAUUUCAGUAAAAGAAGGAAUUGCAACAGUUCUAAAAGGUAUUUUUGGAAUUCUAGGUAUGCAGUGGUGAAAACUCACUGGUUUGAAUCCCAGAAAAAAAAUCUAUUUUAUUAAUGUUGUUUUCCUUUUCCAUCUAAAUAAUGUCUAACAUUAACAUAGUUGUAACUCUGAUGGAAGAUCCUGUGGUGAAGGAUUUAUGAUUUUCUGUGAUUUAGUUACAAUAUAUUUAGAUCAAAUUGGUGAGGUAAAGUGUGUCCAAAGAUUGAAUUGCAAUGAUAUUUUGCAAUAUAAAAACGCCCCAAUAUUAUCACUCUGGUUACACCUCUCAGUUUAUUGUUUGAACUCAUGUUGCAUGUUACAGAGUUUACUUCUUAUAAUACUUUAAUAUAAAGUUGAUUCCCUUUUCGCUCUAUGUUAGCCAUUUAAAUUAAUUCUGUAGACCAAAAGAAAAAUGUUUGUAAGAACGGGGAGAGAGCCAAAAUCUGGAAAUUUUAAAAUCUGAAUACUACGUAUGUUUGUGUGAUUUGAAAUGAGUGUUCUAAAAUGAAAAGAAAUUUUUCAUUCCCUGUUGCUUUUCAGUAAUUAUAUACCACAGUCCUUUCAAAAUGUUUGUAUAUGUAAUCAGAUGUACAUUUAUAUAAAAGAAAUAAUUCAGAUGGACUUAAGAGCACAUCCCUGAUAAAUACUUUCUCUCUUACCUGUACUAUAUUUCUAUUAGACUAAAGUUAUGUGAUUUUUUUUUACAUUUUUUCAAAUUACUAGCAAUUUUGAUAGUUUGUAAGAUAAUGCGAAGAACUUUCUCUGACAAACUAACUGCAGUAACAGAAACAUUUCUUUUCAGUUACUCUUUUUCAAGAAUGAAAGCUUAUUACACGAAAAAAAAUAAAUAAAUUGUAUACUACUUGAUGGAAAAUUACUUUGUACUUCUUGGCCAUAUUACUGGUCACUGAGUGAAAUAAAGAUAAUCUGGAUAACGAAUAUUAUUCCAAUGCUAAGAGACCUGAUCUUUGCUCAUUAAAGAGCUAAAAUGUUUAUUGCUGUUUUGUCAUUUUUUAAUGAAGUAAUGGUAACUGUCUCAAAUAAAGAGUAAUAUCUUAAGACCAGUCUGGUUUUUGAAGACAUGGACAUGCCGUCUACAAUUAACAGAAAUUCAUGAUUACAGGCUAGUCCCAGCUACCAUAAUAUCUUCCAAAAGUAUCACCUUUAUGUAAUACAAAAAAUGACUCCUGUCAUUUCUAGGAAGAAGUUCAAAAUAUAAAUAUGAGGACCAAAAAAGAAAGCCAAAACAGGCCUAAUUGGAAUAAAGUUGUGGAAGUCCACAACAGAACAAUUUCACCUUGGUUUUAUUUGGAUGUGUUAACAUUGAUGGAACAACCUCUGGGAAGUUCAAAGCCCAUUUGCCAACAUCAAGCACAAAAACAUUAAAACUGAAGCUGUAAUCAAAAGAAAAUGCUGUGAUUUCAGUCAUUUUGUUUUACUAGAAAAUCCCACGAUUGAAAUCUAUGUAUUUAACGAGUGUAUCUCUCAGUCCCCAGUGUUAAAUUAAGAUCUUUUGGUAGAGGCAAAAACAGCUUUGUCUUCAAAAUCCAGAGCGGUCUGUGUGCAAUUUCUGCCUGAUGUGGUUGUGCUUUUAGACUGUGACCUGCCAAUGUAAACCAAUAAAAAAUUGUCUGCCAUCUGAUAAUUAUUGUUUAAUAGGAAGAUUGUAUUUUGCUAUGUUGAUGAACAAAACAACAACAACAACAACAACAAAAAA